AUGAACCACCUCCCGCACGGCUGGGGCAGACCUCGCGAUGACAUUUACGGCGCCUACAACACCUCCUACCUCCCACAAUCCCACGGCGGCACCCAACAACCCAUCACGCACACCCAAUCUCCCAUCGUAACCGGAACCUCCGUCAUCGCCCUCAAAUUCAAAUCCGGCGUCGUGAUCGCCGCCGACAACCUCGCCUCAUACGGCUCCCUCGCCCGCUUCACAGACGUCCACCGCCUGAAGCCCUUCAACCGCAAAUCCGUCGUAGGUUUCGGCGGCGAUGUCUCCGACAUGCAAUACAUCGACCGCCUGCUCAAAUCGCUGGACGUCGAAGAGAACUACGGCUCCAGCAGCCACGAAGACGAAGGAGAUGCCAUCAUGAGCGCGAAGAACUUGCACACAUAUCUCGCGAAAGUCAUGUACAAGCGUCGAUCGGACUUCAACCCUCUGUGGAAUGCGCUGCUCGUGGCAGGUCUGGAUGAGAAGAACCAGCCUUUCCUCGCAUCCGCUGAUUUGCUCGGGACGACGUUCAGCGCUCCUACGCUGGCGACGGGAUUCGGUGCUCAUCUUGCUCAGCCGAUUUUGAGGCGCAGUGUGCCUGAUGAGGCGGCCAGCCAGAAGCUGGGACGGGAAGAGGCGGUCAAAGCGAUCAAGGAUUGCAUGAAGGUGUUGUUCUACAGAGAUGCGCGGUCGAUGCCCGAGUACAGCAUCGCUGUGAUCGACGAGAAGGGAGUGGAGUUGCACGAGAGCGAGAAGUUGGAGAACCAGAGCUGGGACUUUGCGGAUCGUAUCAGAGGCUAUGGUACGCAGACGGUAUGA
This is a messenger RNA of Cercospora beticola, 816 nucleotides long. It is a transcript of the gene PRE4, whose product is annotated as proteasome core particle subunit beta 7. The record is from RefSeq and is a predicted model, not a curated record. Lineage: Eukaryota; Fungi; Ascomycota; Dothideomycetes; Mycosphaerellales; Mycosphaerellaceae. Gene Ontology annotation, cellular component: nucleus; proteasome core complex; proteasome core complex, beta-subunit complex. Gene Ontology annotation, biological process: proteasomal protein catabolic process.